Messenger RNA from Hydra vulgaris (swiftwater hydra), 616 nucleotides. Its product is annotated as small ribosomal subunit protein eS12. The record is from RefSeq and is a predicted model, not a curated record. Gene Ontology annotation, cellular component: cytosolic small ribosomal subunit; ribosome. NCBI's taxonomy places the organism in Eukaryota, Metazoa, Cnidaria, Hydrozoa, Anthoathecata, Hydridae. Gene Ontology annotation, biological process: translation. Gene Ontology annotation, molecular function: structural constituent of ribosome.
UUGUAUUCGGAUACCGUAUAAUUGAGACAACAUGAGGCCAAUCAACAUAAACAAUUUCUCUAGUGUCUUUCUCGCGAGUAUAACUUACCGCUGUGUCUGCUAUAACCGGGACUCAUUAAGGAAUUCCAGCAGCCAAAAUGUCUGAUAUGGAAGGAGAUGAUGGACCUGUGAAACCCACAGUUGUCUCUGAAGCUGGUGGUCGUAUGGACAUCAAUUCUGCAUUGCAAGAAGUUCUCAAAUUGUCAAUGAUUCAUGAUGGGUUAUGUCGAGGUCUCCGUGAAUCAGUCAAAGCUCUUGAUAAAAGACAAGCUGCAUUGUGUGUUCUUGCUAAAAACUGUGACGAACCAAUGUAUACUAAAUUAAUUGAAGCAUUGUGUGCAGAACAUAGCAUUAAUCUUCUCAAGGUAGACGACAAUAAAAAACUCGGUGAAUGGGCUGGAUUAUGCAAGAUAGAUAAAGAGGGAAAUGCACGAAAAGUUGUUGGAUGCAGUUGUGUUGUUGUCAAAGAUUGGGGAAAAGAAACGCAAGCUCACGAUGUUCUUAAUGACUACUUCAAGGCAGCAUCACCUCUGAAACAUUAAAGGGUUUCAUUUUCAUAAAAAGAUUAUCUAACAAA